Molecule: messenger RNA, 1996 nt
Organism: Vitrella brassicaformis
Lineage: Eukaryota; Vitrellaceae
Source: the annotation of a GenBank genome assembly
UAUAUCUCGCCUUCUCUGCUCAUUUGGCAAUGGUUCCUCGGCCACGCUACUCGAGCCUGCAGCGUGACAUCCGUGGCGUGCGGCAGGGCGCCAUCGAUGAGGCCAAGCGGAAGAUCUUCGGCCACCUUUCCGGCAAGGUGGGAGAGAAGUUCUUCACGCGGCCGCUGAUGGCCAAGCAGCUCAACAGGUGGUACUACCCGGCUCGAUUCCUGCUGCUCAACUUCCACGUCGAGCACUACUUCCAAAUGCAGGUAGGUGCGUGCAAAGGUCAUGGCUGAUCUUGCCUUGCGUGUGUGAUGAGAUGAGAUGAGAUGUGAUGUGUUCGUUCGUUCGUUUGUCUGUUUGCCAACAGGCCCAGCGGUUUGCGCCCACUGCUGCGCAUCCGUCGAUGGCGUACCUGUCCAAGUGCUUGGAUGAGGUGUGCCGGAAGCGGGAUGCCAUCCGGGAGCUGUUUGGGCAGAUGGACGAGAAGACCUUCUCGAACAACCCUUCACUGCAGGACCUGUACAGGUAAGUGAGAGGGACAGAAGAGAAGACAAGAGAUGCAGGCAACAUAUGCAUUGGAUGACUGCUUAUCUUGCGUGUCGUGUGUGGGUGUGGGUGGCUGCAGCUUGUAUCGGACAUUGCAGUCCGACAAUCCUCUGCCCUUUGAGCCUGACCCACGGCUGUGGCGCGACAACGGCUUCAACUGGUACAACAUGAGCACUCACACGCCUGAAGACGCCAGCAAAGGUACCACCUGACCCUCUCCCUCCCUCACACCACCACACCCACCCAUCAAUCCAUGUGUGUCUGUACGCUUUUAUGCAGCUCUCACCCUCCUAGAGUCGUCUUACCGCGAAGACCCCUCCCACAGCAACUGGGCACAAGACCUAAGGUCGCUCAAAGAGGCCCCCUCCCCCGCCCACCUCUCAUCCUUGAUCCAAGACAAACUCGGACAGCGCCACCAGCGCGCCACUGCUGACAAUGGCUCCAGUGACAGGAGGCUGGGCGCUCGGCUGAUGAAGGCCAAGACGGGCUUCGACGUCAGCUACACCCAGCUCACGGACAAGCCGAUCGUCGACGCGAGGCAGCGAUGGCGAAUGCGCGACGACAGAGAGAAGGAGGUCCGGAUGAGCAAGGCGAGGGAGGAGCGGAGAGAGGAGAGGGCGGCGCUGGCGGCGGCAGAGGCCAGGAAGACCACCACCCCAUCAGCAGGAGGCAAGGAGGGCCGGUACCAGCUGCCGACCACCACCACUGGCCCAGCCGCCCCGGAGGGCAUCGUGACGCAGGAGGAUGAGGAGCAGGAGGCUGUUGAUGAGGCAGAGCCAGAGGCAGCAAUGGACCCAGAGGCUCUCAGCCAAGGCGUGCAAGAGGGGGAAAGGGAGGGGGGCACACUGGGAGAGGGGGAGGGAGAGGAGCACCCUCCCACGACACCAGAAGGCCCGUCCAAGAGCGGCGCUGAGGCGCAGUGGGAGGUCAUGAUGCGGCUCGUCGACGACAAGGACCUCGCCAACCAGCAGAGAGUCAUUGGUAAGCGAUGAAGGCAGAGGGGGAGGGAGGGAGGGAGGGAGGGAGGGAGGCACGGACACUCAUCGAUGGAUGCCUUUAUCUGUGUGGUGUUGUGUUGGUGCAGACGAGCGGCGGCAUGAGCUUGAGAGUGCGUUGGGUCGCGACCCCCGGCUGCGGGCAUACUACAAGACACGCCACAGGUUCUUCGAGCCCCUCUUCCGCCGACGACGCAUCGCAUACCUCGACAAGUCAGUCAGACACCCUCCCCCAACACACAUGUGUGCCAUAUGGACGUGUGUGUGUGUGUGUGCGUGCGUGUUGCAGGUUGUCCCGCGGUCGCAUCAAGCAUGAGAAGGAGAAGAAGUACCACCGUUACAUGGAGGACCACCCGGACGAGGCCGAGGUGUGGCCCCACAACAAGGGAUCCAUCACCGUGCCAUGGCCGUCGCCAUUCAACUAGCCCACAGACCGACCGAGCGCGACUUCCUCUUCGACAAUUGUCGUG